GACGAUACCAGAAGGAAGGCUAUUUUGUGUGAUGCAAGGGUGCUGGUUCUCUGUACUGAUGCAUCUAGAGUCUCAAGAACCAUUUCGCUGAAGGUGGAGGAGAAGAUGUAUGCAAUAGAAGUAGUGGAAGAGGAAUGGCGAUCGGAUCCGGACUGGUGGCUGACGGAGGAAGACCGGUGGAGCGUGAUGAGCACUACAUCGGAAACUCAUUCAUUGUCGAGCGAAGAUGACGGGAAUGGAUUAUUCACCAACGGGAUUUGCGGCGAGGAUGAAGACAGUUUAGAUGCUGAGUCAUUACAUAAAGAAGGAUUUUUGAAUCAAAGAUUGCAAGAAGUAACGGCAUGCAUUAAUAAUGCUGGAUUUGUUUUGCCGCGGGAAGUUGGAGAAGUAAAUGGGCAUGUUGUAGGCGAGGAGAAUGAUGAGGGGUUUGGGCUGGAUGGGGGUGAGGUACAUAACGGGCUGGAGGGGAGUUAUGGGCUUUCUAAAGGCCCAACAAAUGAGGAAGAUAAGGAUAAAGAGGAAGAGUCAACGACAGAGGAUCUAGAGAAUUCUAGCACAAUCCACAAAGAAAAAUUCAGGGACGGGAAGGGUAAAAGAAGAAGAAAAAUUGCAGAUUGUUACUUGGAGGGGUUAUCUAAAAUCCGGACAGAGAAGGCCGACUGGGUCACGACACGGACAAAGCAGAGGCAAGCAAGGCGGGCAAAUAGGGCUCAGAUGGUGACCGACGAAGUGGUGAAGAGAGCUGGAAGUGUAUCGGUGUCGGAUGGUUGCAUUGAGCACCGAAACCAGGUAAUAAAACGCGAUCUUAACUUGCAGGAGGUGAGGAAGAUGAUGAGUAUAGGGAGAAGAUUGGGUAUGCAAUUCCAGGAAAAUGAGGAGGAGAUUGAAUCUAGAUUAUGUGUGAUGGAGGAACGUGAUGAGAGGCAGGGGAAGCAUCAGGGUCUCGGGAGUAUGCUGAACAGGAGGGAAGUGGAGAAAUUAGUGCGGUUAGAAAGACCAGAUUUUCUGUUUGUACAAGAAACCAAAAUGGAAGAGAUUGAUGAGGGUCUUUGUAAAAUGGUGUGGUAUUCGAAUGGGUUUGAGUGGGUUGUGAAGAGGUCUUUAGGGGCUUCAGGCGGGCUGCUCUGCGUGUGGGACGGGAGGAAUUUUAGUAAGCUGGGUCACUUUACAGGGGAUGGGUAUCUGGGAAUAAAAGGGCUUUGGGGAGUGAAGAAGGAACUGUGUUACCUGGUGAAUGUUUAUGCUCCAACUAAUAGAAAGAAAAAAGCUGAGUUAUGGGAUGAGUUGAGGCAAAUGAUUAUGGACGAAGGAGGAAGAUGGCUGAUUGCAGGGGACUUUAAUGCAGUAAGAAGCUGUGAAGAAAGGAGAGGUAGAACAGGGGAGAGUCCGGAUAUGAAGGAGUUUAACGAUUUUAUAGAGGCAGUGGGGUUGGUGGAUCAUAAAUUGGCAAAUCGAAGGUUUACCUGGUAUAGACCAGAUGGCUCAGCUAUGAGCCGAUUGGAUAGGGUUUUGCUGACAAGUGAGAUGGACGAAUGGGGUGGAGAAUGGGUGCAGCAGGGUUUAAGAAGAACUAUCUCUGAUCAUUGUGCAAUCAUUAUGAAAACCAAAGUAACGGAUUGGGGGCCUAAACCAUUUAGGGUGCUUGAUGCUUGGCAACAACAUCCAGAGUUUAAGAGGGUGGUUGAGGAACAGUGGAAUGCAAUGGCAGUGGAUGGGUUUGCAGGCUUCAGAUGUAAACAAAAAUUGAAGAUGUUGAAAGAGUUCUUGCGAGAAUGGAACAAAGGGGUGUUUGGAGAUAUAGAGGCUCAAUUUGAAAGGGCAGCAACUAAAGUUGCAAGUGUAGAUAUGAAGAAUGAAGAUUUUAUGCUGGAAGAAGAUGAGGUACAUGAAAGACAGGAGGGCUUCCAAGAGAUAUGGGACAUUUUGAGGAAAAGAGAAACUUUAUGGAGGCAGAAGUCAAGAAGUAACUGGGUGAAAUUGGGGGAUGCAAAUACCAGGUUCUUCCAUAAAAUUGCAAAUGGACGAAAGGCUUGCAAUGGCAUUGUAGGGCUCUCGUGUGAUGGACAAUGGGUGGAGGAGCCAGAGAUGGUAAAAAAGGCGGCUGUUGAUUACUUUCAAAAGUUGUUUUGUGGAGAAUCAUGGAAUCGUCCAAAACCUGCCGGUAUUACUUUCAAGCAGAUAAUUGAGGAGAUGAGGGUUUGGCUAGAAAGACCAUUUUCGGUAGAAGAAAUCGAGGACGGAUUGAAGAAUUGUGAAGGGAAUAAAGCACCAGGACCGGAUCGUUACAACUUCAAUUUUAUCAAAUUUGCCUGGAAUAGCUUGAAGGAGGAUUUUGUAAGUUUCUUUGGGGAGUUCCAUCAACAUGGCAGGUUAGUAAAGGGUCUAAAUUCUUCCUUUUUGACGUUGAUUCCUAAAAAGCUGAACUCUGUGGAAUUAAAAGAUUUUAGACCUAUUAGCCUGAUUGGGUGUAUUUACAAACUAUUAGCAAAGGUGUUGGCAAAUAGGCUUAAGAUGGUCAUGUCACAGAUUAUUAGUAAUACUCAGUCUGCUUUUGUUGGGGGGCGUCAGUUGGUUGAUGGGGUGUUAGUCUUGAAUGAAGUUGUGGAGGAGGUCAAGAGACGAAAGCACCAAGCUUUUAUUUUUAAGGCAGAUUUUGAAAAGGCCUAUGAUUGUGUUGAUUGGUCUUUUCUAGAUUGGAUGAUGAACAGGUUUGGUUUUGGAGUGCGAUGGAGAGGAUGGAUAAAAGAGUGCCUUUCAACAGCCAGAAUCUCGGUGUUAGUGAAUGGAAGCCCAACCGAGGAGUUUAGGAUGGGUAAAGGAUUAAGGCAAGGGGACCCUCUAUCUCCUUUUCUGUUUCUGAUGAUAGCCGAGGGGCUACAUGGUCUAGUUAAAAAAGCUGAGUUAGAGGGCCUGUUACAUGGAAUUGAUGUGGGUAGUAAGGGAUUGAAUAUUUCGCUGCUCCAAUUUGCAGACGAUACCCUGAUUUCGGGAAAAGCAAAUGGAGAGAAUAUUUUUACGGUGAAGACCAUUUUAAGGGAGUUUCUGUGGGGUGGGGCUGAAUUAAAGAGGAAGAUUUCUUGGGUUAGUUGGGAGAUGGUAUGUCGUAGUAAGGAGAAGGGUGGGUUAGGAGUCAUGGACUUGAGGAGGAGGAAUUGGGCACUUUUAGGGAAGUGGUGGUUUAGGCUGGGUGAGGGUGAGGGAGGUGAGAGCUUAUGGAAACGGGUUGUGUGGGAUAAAUAUUAUGGGGGUCGGAGGGAGGUGGACAUCAGGGCCGUGGAGAGUGUGAGGAUGUCUAGGAUUUGGAGGGAUGUUAUUAGUGUCGGGGGGAACUCUAUCAAAUUACAAGACAUGUUAGGGAAGGGGUUUAGGUGGAUGGUUGGUGAUGGAAGGCAAGUAGGGUUUUGGCGCGAGAUUUGGGUGGGGGAUAUAUCUCUAAAGGAGUUAUGCCCGAGGUUAUUCGAGCUAGCUAUGAAUAAGGACGGUAUGGUUAGUGAAAUGGGGUUGUGGGAAAGGGGUUUAUGGAGAUGGAAUGUUGAUUGGAGAAGAGGGAGGUUGGGUCGCGAGAGGGGGGAGGAGGCGGUGUUGUGGGAGGUGCUAAGCAGAGUACAAAUCACGGAAGGUCGCGUAGAUUGCUGGACGUGGAGGCAUGAUGUGGAAGGGAGAUACGCGGUGAAGACGGCAUAUGAGUUUUUGUCACCAAUGGAGUCCAUCCUUCCUGAUCAAAUUUGUAAUGUCCUGGUGGGGUCUGCAGGUUGUGAUGCCAAAUACAGUGGGAGGGGUGAUGGAGCUUUUCUUAAUAAAGGGGAGUGUAGGGAUGGUUUGCUCCAUAUGAUUCAGUCCAAAACAUUUUUAUGGAUUAAAACAAAGGUGGCUGGUAGUGUCUUCUCAAUAGUUGAUUUGAAACUUAAUCCACGGGAGUGUGCUGCUGCCAUGAGGAAGCAUAGAAGCUUGUUGAGAGCGUUCCAUAAGCACAAAGACGGAAAGCAUGAUGAGUAGUGUGCUUGGACUGUGUUGGGUUACAUGGUUUUUGGGAUUACAUUGUUUUAGUUAGAAUUUUGUUUUUGUUUGUCAUUGAGUUGGAGUACCCCUUGUACUCUAUCUAAUUAAAUAUAUUUUAUUUUGCUGA
Rubroshorea leprosula is the source of this 4126-nucleotide messenger RNA. The record is from the annotation of a GenBank genome assembly. Lineage: Eukaryota; Viridiplantae; Streptophyta; Magnoliopsida; Malvales; Dipterocarpaceae.